Phytophthora sojae is the source of this 1134-nucleotide messenger RNA. RefSeq lists its product as hypothetical. NCBI's taxonomy places the organism in Eukaryota, Oomycota, Peronosporomycetes, Peronosporales, Peronosporaceae. The record is from RefSeq and is a predicted model, not a curated record. The transcript has 4 exons. The annotation marks the transcript as partial.
GAGCACUUGGAAAGAUGCUGGGAAGCCUACACAAGCUCCCCAGGCUCAUUCUCGGCGCCGUGCACCUCGGUUCUGCUGAGUUUUGGCUUUGGGAAGAGUCGAGCGCUCCAAAAGCUGGCGGAGGAUUCGUGCGCAAAAUUAGUGGCGAUGUACCGGUACGCUCAAAAGAACUGGGAAGUGGUUGGCGAGGAGUGGCUCGAGUUAUUCACAAGUCAAGAAGCUGAUACAAAGGUGGCUAUGACAUUGCAAACGGCUAUGGCGAGUAAAGCACAAACUGGUGUCAAGAAGACCAGUCCUGGCAAGCCCCGAGUGGUCGUCUUAGCUGUGGAUGAAGCUAGGAAACUUUUUCAACUGGAUCACAACUCGGUCGAUCACAUGGAUCGGUUGCACAAGGCCCUAGGUGUGGCGGAUUUCAUGGCGAUUCUCGCGUACGUGACUUACAAGCAAGACGGCAUUCUAAGCAGCUACGAUACGGAGCCGGUUCUGGCGUUGGGGGCGACGCGCGUUUGGUACAGCCUCGAAAACGGAUUAUCAGACUUUAUACUGCCGCAGUUUAAGAGGAUGUUGGUGGAUCAGACGAUUGAUGCCGGCCACAAUGGUGAAGUUGUCGCUCGCAUUGUUUUGCUGUUGGUGAUGGAUGCAGCCACGAUGAUUGGGGGCGAGGUGAGAGAUCACACCACCAAGAUAUACCAUACCUUCAGGUUUAAGGGCCAGUACGUGAGCGUUGCAAGUUUUCUGAGGUUAUUGGUUGGUGCUUCGCCCCAAGACGUUAAGGCUUUUCGAGAGUGGGAAUCAACGUGGGCCUUGUGGGAAAUGGGGUUUUGCCAGUUUGUGCAGCUGGACGAGGAGCCUACAGAGGAUACGUUGUGGUUUCUGCUAGGUCGACGGGCUGCUGGUGUGUUGCCUCGAAACGACAAAGGAAUUGAUCUGAUUAUCCCGAUCUUUUCGGACGCUGACGACGCGGAGGUUUUGAUGGUGUUGGUUCAAGUGAACAAUUUGGAGAAUGACGCGAACUGUUUCCUCGAAUCCGCGGGGGCGAAGAUGGAUCCGAAACGCGCAUUCUCACGUGGAAAUGCGUUGAGAGAGAACUCGUCCGCUGAUAUGAUCCGUGUCUACCUAAAUCUACGAGAGCAA